Messenger RNA from Colletotrichum tamarilloi, 603 nucleotides. RefSeq lists its product as uncharacterized. Lineage: Eukaryota; Fungi; Ascomycota; Sordariomycetes; Glomerellales; Glomerellaceae. The record is from RefSeq and is a predicted model, not a curated record. Bases 1 to 603 code for a protein of 200 amino acids. The transcript is spliced from 5 exons.
AUGUGGUGUACGGAGUUUAUUCGACCGAAUCGGAUGAUCAUUGCUGACAUUCUCCGUGGAGAUAGUAUGCUACGGUUACGAUUGCUGAUAGUGCCGGUAUUGUCGGAGAACGGAGAUUUCAUCGUAGCACUCUUGAUGCCGCUGCAGCAGUCAAAGUUGCAGCCGGAACAGCCAAAAGCGAUGAGAGUUUCCAGUAAUCAAAGUUGCGGGGGACAGAACCACUCUAUACGUCACAGAUCAGCCGAGUACGACAUCCGCUUCAGAGUGCGAUUGGCAGGGGUGCGAAAGACAAGAAUGCCGUUCAAACUCCGAGAUUCUCUUGGCCGCCGUUGGUUGUUGGCUGUUGCUUUCAAGGUCCUAGACGGGCGGCAGCGGAUGGCCACACACGGGAACGGGAGUUUCUUCGGCCGAGACAAAUCGAACCACGGCCCUCUCAGGCUCCUCAGCUUCACCGAGUGGAUCUCGCCAGGCGCCGGUGGUCCGGAAACCGGCGGAAGUGAUUCCGGAAGAAGGACCCACUCUUCCAAUGUGCCGCAAGUCCGCAAGGCCAAAACGCCACCAACCCUGGUCGGUGCACUGAUCGCCGGUUGUGCGAGAGACUGA